Molecule: messenger RNA, 594 nt
Organism: Rhincodon typus (whale shark)
Lineage: Eukaryota; Metazoa; Chordata; Chondrichthyes; Orectolobiformes; Rhincodontidae
Product: calsequestrin-1-like
Exons: 5
Biological process (GO): regulation of release of sequestered calcium ion into cytosol
Cellular component (GO): sarcoplasmic reticulum lumen
Molecular function (GO): calcium ion binding
Source: RefSeq, a predicted model, not a curated record
AUGGAGACUGCGGUGUUUGUGCGGAGACACGGUCUGAGCAGAGGGCGACACGGCCCGGUAAGGGCGGCUCGGAUGGAGCAGGAGGAGACCGAGGAGGAGUGCCCCCAAGCUGGCCGCCAGCAGGCUGAAGGGUCGGCCCCAGACCAGUGUGACAUGGUGGAUCUCAGCGGCAACGGUUUGGACAGGUUACCAAAGCACAUCCUUCAAAUGGCCAGCUUACAGCUUGCAGCACAGGUCCUUGAGGACGAAAGUAUUGGUUUCGGAUUGGUCGAUGCAGUGGAGGAUGAGGCUAUUGCAAAGAAACUGGGUUUGACCGAGGAAGGCAGUAUCUACGUCUUUAAGGAGGACAAUGUGAUCGAGUAUGACGGAGAGAUCGCUGCGGACACCAUUGUGGAGUUUCUCUUAGACCUUCUCGAAGACCCUGUGGAGAUGAUUGAUGAUGAAGGCGAGAUUGAAGUUUUCGAAGAUGAUGAUGAUGAGCCCAAGUUGGUCGGUUACUUCAAGAAUGAAGACUCUGAACAUUUCAAAGCUUAUGAAGAAGCAGCUAAGGUGUUCCAGCCGUAUAUCGCUUUCUUUGCGACAUUUAACAAGAGA